Molecule: messenger RNA, 870 nt
Organism: Mycena citricolor
Lineage: Eukaryota; Fungi; Basidiomycota; Agaricomycetes; Agaricales; Mycenaceae
Source: the annotation of a GenBank genome assembly
AUGAAAAAAACAAUACAAAAAGUACUUUCGAUAGCCGGCUCCGACAGCGGAGGGGGGGCCGGUAUUCAGGCCGAUAUCAAGGCCAUAUCGGCCUGCGGCUGCUAUGCGAUGACGGCGAUCACGGCCGUAACCGUUCAGAAUACCGUAGGCGUACGGGGUUUUCAUGUCGUUCCGGCGGAAGUGGUCGCCGGACAGAUCGCGGCGGUGUUGGAGGAUAUCGGCGCCGACGCCGUAAAACUCGGCAUGUUGCCGACUGACGAAAUGAUCGUUCCGAUCGCGGAAUCGCUGAAAAAAUACCGGGUGCGCAGCGUGGUGAUGGACCCGGUGAUGGUGGCUACCUCGGGCGACCGUCUGAUCAGCGAAGCCGCUGCGCAGGCGAUCCGUCGGCAUAUUUUUCCGUUGGCGACGCUGGUGACGCCGAAUGUUCCGGAAGCCGAAUACAUUACGGGGAUGCCGAUCCGUUCCGAGGCCGAUUUUCCCGCCGCCGCCGCCGCGCUUCGCGAUAUGGGAGCCGGGGCCGUGCUGCUGAAAGCCGGGCAUCUGGAUGGAACGGAACUGACCGAAUACCUUUUCGACGGCAACGGUUGCCAUACCUUCCGUUACCCGCGAACCGACACGCCGAAUACGCACGGCACCGGAUGCACGCUGUCGUCGGCCGUCGCCGCUUUCCUGGCGCAGGACUAUCCGCUCGAAGAGGCGGUGCUGUGGGCGGAAAACUAUGUCCACGAGGCGAUUGUCCGCGGCCGGGAGUAUCGGCUCGGAAACGGACACGGGCCCGUACACCAUUUUAUCGUUUUUGGGAGUAGAUUCCGGAGGAAUAACUAUUUUUACAAAAAAUUGCGCGCGUGGAAUUUGUCGGUAAAUUUUUAA